Messenger RNA from Naegleria gruberi, 643 nucleotides. RefSeq lists its product as uncharacterized. The record is from RefSeq and is a predicted model, not a curated record. The annotation marks the transcript as partial. The transcript has a single exon. NCBI's taxonomy places the organism in Eukaryota, Heterolobosea, Eutetramitea, Acrasida, Naegleriidae. Gene Ontology annotation, biological process: proteolysis. Gene Ontology annotation, molecular function: serine-type endopeptidase activity.
AUGCUGAAAUAUUUAGCUGUCAUUUGUCUUGUAUUUUUUAGUUGUCAUCUUGUGGCUGCAAAAUUGCAAGUUACACCAAAUAAUGAACGUGGCAUCAAGGUAGCAAAUGGUCAAACUGCUGGUGAACACGAAUUUCCUUUCAUUGUUUCCAUUCAAAAACAACUUUCGUCCGGAGCUUUCGAACAUCUCUGUACAGGAAGUAUCCUAUCGAGUACAUUUGUAUUGACAGCUGCUCACUGUUUAGACUCAUCUACAACACUUGUUGUUGUUUACGGAACUUAUGAUAAUACAUGUUCAGAUAAUUGUAAAUACAUCAAAGUCAAAAAUCAAAUUGCUCAUCCUUCCUAUCAGAAAGGAACAGAAAGAAAUGACAUUGCUGUAUUUGAACUUGAAAGUGCAUUGCCAAUUGAUGAUUCAACUGUUAGUACAGUUUCUAUUGAUGCAAAUUCAAUUGCAAUUCAUGAUGAGGAAAGUGAUUCUUCUAGAUUAGUUUUAAUUUCUGGUUGGGGAGCUUUGAAUUCUAACUUGGAUUAUCCUAAAAAGUUACAAAAGGCAUCUGUUCCAAUUGUUAAAAUGUCAUAUUGUAAUAAUUUGAAUUUGGGUGGAGUUAAUAUUGAACAAAUUUGUGCAGGAGCUGGAAAUG